Molecule: messenger RNA, 979 nt
Organism: Magallana angulata
Lineage: Eukaryota; Metazoa; Mollusca; Bivalvia; Ostreida; Ostreidae
Exons: 5
Coding region: 64-960 (298 amino acids)
Source: RefSeq, a predicted model, not a curated record
GUGAUUGUAGUUCGGGGCAAGUUUUGUUUGCGUUCUUAUUCAGGUACUGGCCUAUUGAGAAAUAUGAGGAAUAUCUUUAUCAAACUCUUCCUGCUGAUCCUCUGUGAUAUAACAGCAUGGAUUCUGAUAACAAAGGAUGUAGAACUGUUGCCAUCUACUGUGUUAAAAAUCAAGUCCCCCGGGUAUCCAGACGUCAACUACAAAAACAACAGAGUCUUAAUUUGGAAUGUGACAGCACCGGCCUCCACAGAAGAAAUCUCAAUUGACAUUGAGAUUGAUAUUGUAAAACCCCCAAAUGGAUUAUGUGAAGACUAUUUACAGAUUCAGGAAAUCAAUCCAUCCAGUGGAAAAUUUACUGUAUUCAACCAAUGCGGCAAACUUACGGCAAACAGAAUAACUAAGGGGAAUCAUCUUCUUAUCAAAUUCGUUUCAAACUUUGAUCUGUUGACUUCAAAAGGUUUCCAAAUACAAUUAAGAGUGCUAAAGGAGAGAUCAACAACAUCAAUGUUAACAACAAGAAAAUCAUCUAUGUCAACAAUAGCGUCGAUAAUAUCAACAACAACAACAACAACAUUACCGAAUACAACAGAGAUGAAAAGCAACGAAAAAAUAGUGUCGAGAAUAAUUUCACCAUCAAAAUUCUUAACAAAAAUCUUAACAAAAGCAACACAUCUGAAAUCAAAAACAACGACAAUUGCAUCAACAACAAAGGCAACAUAUAGAAAAACUAAACCGCCAAAAAUAUCAACGGUUACAACACCUAACUCAUUACCACCGUCAUCAAAGACUACGUACAGCUAUGCAGCUUCCUUAUCGACCGUGGGGAUACCCGUCUCACAUAGAAAGAGGUCAAGCCUUGGACUGACAACAACACUAGCAGCUACGAAUGAAAUUUCGACAUCCCGAUCAUUUGUUUCUGAACAAAUAACAACACAAACAAGACCAUACCAACCAACAUAGGGAAAAUCAAAAUAUUCAA